This is a messenger RNA of Eremothecium sinecaudum, 327 nucleotides long. It is a transcript of the gene SNF11, whose product is annotated as Snf11p. The transcript has a single exon. Lineage: Eukaryota; Fungi; Ascomycota; Saccharomycetes; Saccharomycetales; Saccharomycetaceae. The record is from RefSeq and is a predicted model, not a curated record. Bases 1 to 327 code for a protein of 108 amino acids.
AUGGACCAGCGCGCCCAGACCACGCUCCAGUACAAGCUCCAGCUGCUCUUUCACAUCAACACCCUGCUGAUACUGAGAAGCACCCUCCUCAAGCAGGGUAAUCCGCAGCUCGAAGGCCUGCCGGCAGAACAAAUAGAUGCCCUACUACGACACUAUGUAAAACGAAUUCACUGCAAUCUACAAUGUAUAUCAAAUAUCAAUCAAGGCAACUAUAAAGCACGUCCUGCAAUACUCGAGCCACCCCCCCUGCCACCUGGAAUCCCCCAGCAGCAAGAUAUUCUUCCAAAACUCUACAUUCUGCUUACCAAAAUGCUCGAGGUUUGGUAG